Messenger RNA from Plasmopara halstedii, 1680 nucleotides. RefSeq lists its product as hypothetical. The transcript is spliced from 2 exons. Gene Ontology annotation, biological process: intracellular signal transduction; cyclic nucleotide biosynthetic process. NCBI's taxonomy places the organism in Eukaryota, Oomycota, Peronosporomycetes, Peronosporales, Peronosporaceae. The record is from RefSeq and is a predicted model, not a curated record. The coding region runs from base 1 to 1680 and encodes 559 amino acids.
AUGAUUGUAGGCCUUAUUAAACCUCUUAAAUCUACAUCAGAACUGGACGAACAUUUACUGGCCAACCGAUACAGCAAACUUGGUGUCUUUGCUGUCUUGCACUUUAAAAUCUCACAUGACGCGUUAGUUACGGCGCUUUUGGUGUUAGGGGACAGCGCGUUAUUCGCUGUGGCCACAUGGUCCUUCCCUCUUGCCUAUGAGCUUCGAUUGAUUGCUACUCGUUCAAUGGAUCGUGGUGCUGACAAGGAACGAGAGCAAAUUCAAUGGUAUUUACGACGAGUUUGGAUCAUUGUUCUGGUUUUUGUCAUAGUCGAAACGACAGUAGCAGCCGUAAGACGUGGGUACACGACCUAUACGCAGCGAUGUUUGCUUGCUGUAUACUUGGUUCAAUUUGCCAGCUUCUUGUACAUGGUAUGGAACCUUAUGCAUCUUAAGUGUGUCGGCCGAAAGUACGAGAACGUACAGGGUCAGUUUGUCACGUCGCCUAUUUAUCAGAGACUGUCACGAAUCAUGAUGAUCUACGCAAUCUUCACAAUGCAAUUCCAGCUUGCAUCUGUCGUAUUGUAUGCAAUGCCAAAAGAUGAGUAUAAAUUGGUAAAUUUUGUGAGCGUGAGUGCUGCAAUUUACUCGACUUCAGGCUUCGCACUUGCUGUUACAACCAUGUGCAGUCAAAUGUGUGUCCUUGAGUUUUGUCGCUAUUGUUUACCAGAUGAUGUGGAAGCACAAGUUGAAGCACGACUGAUGCAGACUGGAGAAUUUCUUUCACCACAUGAAACACAGGUGCUUGUCGAAUCAGCUGAGCCUCCUCUUGUCAAUCCUGUGUUUGUGUUUACCGAUAUUCAACAGUCCAGUGAUUUAUGGGGUAUUGGUGAUGGAUUGAUCAUGCAACGAGCAACAGAGAUUCACGACAAUAUCUUACGCUCAUUGCUAAUGAAAUACCGAGGCUAUGAAAUCACAACUGCAGGUGACGCAUUUCAAUUAGCAUUUCAUACCAUUCGAGAAGCCAUUGAGUAUUCCUUGGACGUACAAAUGCAGCUCUUAAUUGCACCUUGGCCAAAAGAAUUGCAUGGACUACUACCAGCAACUAAAAAACAGCGUAUUGGUCGCCAUCUUUUAUUUUGUGGUUUACGCGUUCGGAUGGGGAUUCACGAUGCUAUAAACUCAGAUGGACCACUUGUUCUAGACGUACACGCUGUAACCGGUAAAAUGACAUACACAGGGGCUUCUGAAGUUAUAGCAAAUGAAGUUGGUGAUUUAGGUGAUGGUGGUCAGAUUCUCAUCACACGACGUAUUGCUGACUGGCUGUUUAUGUACGCUGAUCUGGUCGCGAUCCCUUGCUCUGUCGAACGUGUAGGAGUGUACACAGUACCGUUAAUCAAUGCGUCAGUCGAAGUAUUUCAGACAUUUCCAACUGUGUUGGCUCAACGCAAGAAAAAGUUUACGACAACACUCAAAAAGCGAGUGACUGUGCAUCCAUAUGGCAGCAAUCAAUCACUUCACGACAGUACGUGUGGAUUAAGCAGCACUGCGAUAGAACGUCGACGGAAUUUAGAUGCAUGGCGAAUACGUCGUCGUCAAUUGGAACAAGGUGCAUUAAGACGCAAUGCAUCAACUCGUUCAUUACUUGGGGAAUAUGAACAUCACCAUGGAUUGAGUGACACGCGUAAUAGUAGCGUGUAA